ACAGUAGUAGUCUCUAUGGCUGCAAUUUACUCUGGAAUUCACCUGAAGCUGAAAAGUGCAAAAACCUCUUGGGAAGACAAAAUCAAAUUAGCUCACUUUGCAUGGAUUUCCCAUCAGUGCUUUCUUCCAAAUAAAGAACAAGUAUUACUUGAUUGGGUGAGCCAUGCAUUGGUUUCAUAUUACAACAAGAAACUUGAACUGGAGGAUGAAAUUGUUGAGAAACUUUGGACGUACCUGGAUAACAUUCUCCAUAGCAGAAAACUACAGAAUCUCUUAAAGGAUGGAAAGACAAUCAAUCUCAGUUUUUUGAUUGCACAGGUCAUAAAUGAAAGGAUAUCCGAAUCCUGUGUUCAAAAAUCCGACGGAAAUGUUGGCACAGUGCUGAGUUGUUGCAGGGGCAUCCUUUCCACUCCGCCUCUCUCCAUCAUUUAUACAGCAAAAUGUGAGCUGAUGGUGAAUCUCCUAAGCAAGCUCUCCUGGCUGGCCUGUCAAUGGCUGACCUCCGAAGAUGCUGUGACCUCCCAGUUGUUUGAUGUCCUACAGCUGACCUUUGCUCAGUACCUCCUGAUUCAGAGGCAACAGAUCAACCCAAAUCGUGUGUUUGGGCAAGUGACCAGCCACUUGUUUCAACCAUGUCUGCUCCUGAGGCAUUUGCUUAUGGCCAGAGUGUGGACACCAGCUGAUGAUGGCCGUGUACGUCAGCAUCUGAGCCGGGAAAUCCGAAACCAAGUAGAGGCUGUGCUGCAGGCUGGGAUUUUCCAGCCUGAGCUCUUGUCCUCUUACAGAGAGGAGCUCCUGACAGAAAGGGAACCACAAGACAAAAAGAAAAGGGCUCUUAAAACUAUUCUGAUGCCUGUCAAUACAGUGCUGUCCAAGCUUCGUGAUGCUAGCUUUUGUGAACAAACGCUCCAGGUGAUCAUAGUAGCAAAUUCAGUACCUCUGCUUUAUAAGCUCUUUUUGGACUCUUACUGUAAGGCAGAAAACCACAUGGUCUGUUUCCACAUGUUCACCAGGCUUUUUGGCUGUCUAAGGAUUUCUCACCUGCAGGAGGAUCUAUGGCAGGAGAUGCUCUCGCCAGUAGACUGGAGCACAGAACUCCUUGCUGUGGAACAGCUCCUGAACUUGGUGCUCAGCAAGGAUAUCUAUAACGUUGCUGCUGACCGGAUCAGGCACAAAGGGACCCAAUUCCAGUUUUACCGCAAACUGGCAGAAAUGUUGGUGAAUCACUCACAGGCUUCCAUCCCAGCUUGGUUUAGGUGUCUCAAGGCCUUGAUUUCAUUAAAUCAUUUAAUUGUCGAGCCUGAUCUGGAUGACCUAGUGGCCUCAGCUUGGAUUGAUGCAGAGGUCUCUGAGCCACGUACAAAGAAGCCCCAGGAGACUCUCAUAAAUGCCAUGUUUCAGACUUACACAAAGCUGCGACAGUUCCCUAAACUCUUUGAAGAGGUUCUGUCUGUGAUCUGCCGUCCAGCUGCUGAUGAGUUAAGGCUGCCGGUCUUGUCUGCUGGGCUGACGGAAAAAGUUCGUGAAUGCCUCCUCGAGCUGCCACCCAACCAGAUUCUGGAUAUUUUGUUCCUCAUACUGGAGAAGUGUCAGACUCUAAUAAUUCCUGAUGUUAAAGAUGACUCUGACAUGGCACUGAAGCUGCUGUCUGUGAGCUCAGUACUGCACACUUUUCUGUUCAACAUGAAGAGUUUGGAUAAUGUCACCCCAUUACCUGUUGUCCUUCGCACUCAGAGUCUGUUGGACAAAAUGCAGAGAGAGGUAAUCCAGCCAUUGCUGGACCUAUUGAAGGAUCACUGGGCAGAGGAAAAUAAACCAGGGCUUUGGCUAGAGAAGGUCAGUGACUCUGCACUCCUCCUCGUCUACACGUGGGUGGAGCUUGACACUCUGCUUAGUAUAAACUGCAGCAAAUAUGUGUCUCGGCUGGCUGAAGCAGCUGGUGGUGUUACUGACUGUGCUGCAGAGAGCUGGGACUUCUCAGCCCUUCUCCCUGGCGUGGAUAGACAGUGUUGGAAGAGGGUAGUGAGACUCUCAAGUAAUUUCUGCUCGGCUAGUAAAUAUUGCUUAGAACUGCUCAUGCUUCAGAAAAUAAAAAAGAUCUUAAUGCAAACCAGUUUUCAGACUGAGGCUGAUCUUCACACUUUGCAGCAUGCCGCAGCUUUCAUCCUUCAUUCUGGAAGAUCAAGCAUGAGCAUGGAAGAGUCAGAACCUUGGAAUGGCAACAUUAGUGCAAUAAAUGCUCUCACCUACCCAGCUGCACACUGGUACCUUGUAGUCUCAAAUCUAACAAUCCUGGUUCCUCAUCUUUCUCUGAAAGAUGUAGAGUAUGUUGCUGAUGUGCUUCUGAAGAUUUUAUCAUCAACUAAAGCUCCGGGAGUUUCCGCAGAUCAGGAUUCCUUCAUCACAGCUGAAAAGGUUUCUAAAGCUUUGCUGCAUAGUACUUUUCUUCCAGAAAUUAAGGUGCUGCACUGUGCUUUUAUAAGCCGCGUUAUUCAGCAGUGCUCUAGUGUGCUGUGUUCUGCUACUCAGGGCGUCGCAGAUCAGCCUAUUCAACAGCUGUCUGCAGAUAAUAUACCAUGGCAUGAGGAAGUCCUCUCAUCUUGCAAAAUGGUUGGCAUGGUGGAAGCACAGGCAGAAAACAAUCAAUCAAAGGAUGAAGCCUUCAUUUGCUGGACAACAAUGGAAAAAAUUGCUCAACGUAUAUUGUUGUUAACAAGGGCCGGUUCCACCAUUACUUUGGAAGAAGACCAGAUAGAAAGCUUUUUGCAUUUACUAGAGAUUAUUUCUGCAUUGAAACUUGACAGUCUUUUUCCUUCAGACCAUACCCGUUGUUUUCUCUUGCUGCUAUCCUUGGUAGCCAAUACCAGAGCUAACGUCUCUUGCAGUAAGUUGCUAUCACUGAAGUUUCUAAUUACCUGCUUCCGCCUCCUAACAUGCCUUCAGACUGGCAGAAGUGUCAAUUCCGUCUUUAAAGUUUUUCAUGCCAGUGAUGCUCUUGAGGCUGUCAUGACCGCCCUGUUUGCAGCCAGCAAGUGCUUUGCUGAUGUUUUGACCACUCCCGACUGGGCAGAAUUUCUCCAGGUGAUCCAAACCUUUUUGGAAUGCUUUCUUCAGAUGAUAGUUGAAAAGAGGCAGAGCCUGAAACUCAAUUUGGAAAAGUUCACUUUUUUCCUAGCGAGCUGCAAACCAUAUGCUGAUGCAGAUAGAGGCAAGCCCUGGAACACUGCAGUCAAUCAGUUGCUCCUAGUGCCGCUAACCACACUCUGCCAUGUUCUGACUCUGUACCUCCAGCAGCAGCCAGAGAAGAAACAGCAACUGACAGAAAUGCUGUCUGCUUUGUUGGAGCCAACUGUCCUCCAGACGGGAGCAGCCAUCCAGCUCUGCCUUAGAAACCUCACCAAAGACCAGCCUUUGCCUUUGGCAUUCAUCCCAUCUGUCACAACCCUACUGAAAGCAGAUCUGAGCUACAUGUCCACGGGUGGCUUUAUGAAAAUGGAAGGCGAGCAAGAGAAUUCUAAAGACCCAGGAAAAUAUCGGGAGUGUUCCCACACUGAACUGUACCAAAAGUUUUACACUCAGAUACUGAGAGAGCUGACCUCUGCAGGAAGCCAUCUCCAGUUCCUUCACUCUGCCUUGCAGUUUUUAACUGUUUUCUGCUCAGUAACAGAUCUGUAUCCUGGAGAAGAGACUGCUCUCACUGUGUUUCAUGCUGUAAAAAACCUACUUGCUGGCCCUGGCACCACAGUCCAGGUGAUUCAAGAUCUAGAAAUGCAGCUGACAGAAUUGAUGACCCAGCUCGUGGAGAGCUGCACUACUGAGGAGUUCUGUGUCAUGAUGAGGCUGGUGCUCCAAGGACUUGAAGUUAGCAAUAUUUGGAAACAAAAUCCUAAAGAAGCAUUGUCAGCUGUUACGCUAAUCAAAUUGCUGCUCAGCUGCCCAUUAACUGGAGAGAAAGAGAAAGCUUUCUGGUUUACCAGCCCACAGAUAAUCACAGCUUUAGUUAUACAAACCAAAGAGGCUUGUCAGGACCAGUUGCUGAUUCCCACCAUUGUUGUUCCUAUCCUGGAGACGGUAGCAGCCCUGCUGAGGCAAGGAGAAGAGAUUCUCUCCAAUCCCCAUCAUGUGACACUGGCAUUCAGCAUUCUUCUGACUGUCCCUCUGGAUCAUUUGAAGAUGGAGGAGUAUGGGAGCAUCUUCCUGGGAAUUCAUGAAGUGCUGUUCUCCAUACUGCAGUGUCACCCUAAGGUGAUGCUAAAAGCAGCGCCAUCUUUCCUGAACAGCUUCAAUAGGCUGGUUGUUUCUGUUAUGCAUGAGGGGCGACAGAAAGGAGACAGAGGGAGCACGGAUGAGUUUGGAGUUGUAUUGAAAUGUGCACACUUGGUAGAAAGGAUGUAUAGUCACAUUGCUGCAAAAACAGAGGAGUUCACAGUGUUUUCUGUCUUCAUAGUGGCCCAAUACGUGAUUGAACUGCAGAAGGUGACCUUACAUCCAGCUGUAAAGAAACAUCUAACUGAGGGAAUGUAUCACAUCCUAGACCUUUGCAUUGAACGAGACAUCAAGUUCUUAAAUGCAUCGCUACAGAUGGGCGUAAGAGAAGUCUUUAAGGAAUUGUACAAUGAUUAUACCCACUACCACAAAACUAAAAAACAUGGGGAGAAAAAGUACACUGCAUGAUGUAUCCUUCCUAACAUUUGCAUAAUCAGUAAGGACUUGAUCUUGUGUGGAGCUGAGAAACCUCAGCUCUGAUUGAGUUCAGGAUAAUCAACACAUUACAGGAUCAUGCCCUCAGUUGUUUUGUUAAAAGUGAAAUAUUGAAUGAUAUGUCCCUGUAUAACUGGCCUCUACAUCUAUGGUAGGAAAAAGACACACGCUUAGGCUUUCGGCCCUGCUGCAAUUGUGCAGCGCCCCAUUUAAAUCUCUCUCUGCAGUCUGUAUAUGUGCUACUUGUUGCAGGAUCUGGGGCCUUAUGUAGUUUUCCUGUGCAAGCAAAAAAUGUACUGAGUGAAAACUUUCAGUGAUUAUGCAACUGCCCUGCUGUCAAUUACAAUGGGGAGCAGCACUAAAUAAUGGUAGUGCCCCACACCAUACUUUUUUUUACAUUCAUGCCAAAUACAUUUAUUUGUGUGCAACUGUAAAAUAUUCAGUCAGCUUCUGUUACAAAAUUGUGUAAAUACAGAUUUUUAGAAAACCUGA
Molecule: messenger RNA, 5193 nt
Organism: Emys orbicularis (European pond turtle)
Lineage: Eukaryota; Metazoa; Chordata; Testudines; Emydidae
Gene: URB2
Product: URB2 ribosome biogenesis homolog
Exons: 9
Coding region: 16-4674 (1552 amino acids)
Biological process (GO): ribosome biogenesis
Cellular component (GO): nucleolus
Source: RefSeq, a predicted model, not a curated record